AUGAAGUCCCCGAGCCGGAUGACGCGGCAAUCGCUCGCGCGCCGAGUCGAAAUGUCCCUCGAAUGCCAAUUCCGGUCCGCCUACACCUCCUCUACAACCGCCACGAACAGCAUCCUACGCACCCGAGCUCAAGCUUCAACUCCCAGAACAUUCACACCCUCCCGCCGCCCCUUCACACAAACCCCCCACCGCUUCCGCAACGCCGCCGACGACCCAAACUUCACCUCCAUCCUCGACAACCCGCCGGAGCUUGUGCGCUCGGGCCGGCGGCGCCACGGGCCAGGCCUCAUAAUCCUCGCCCUGAUCCCAGCGACGGCGCUCGUGCUGGGCACAUGGCAAGUGCAGCGUCUGGGCUGGAAGACGGACCUCAUCGCGCGCUUCGAGGACCGCCUGAUCCAGCCGCCGCUGCCGCUGCCGCCUCGCGUCGACCCGGCCGCGAUCCACGAGUUCGACUUCCGGCGCGUCGUGGCGAGGGGCCGGUUCCGUCAUGAUCGGGAGAUGCUGGUUGGGCCGCGCAUGCGCGACGGCGAGGACGGGUUCAUGGUCGUGACGCCGCUGGAGCGCGAGGCGGAUGAUCAGGGGAGGGGCACGACGACGGUGUUGGUGAACAGGGGGUGGAUCAGCAGGAAGUUGCGGCGGCAGCAGGACCGUUGCGAGGGAUUGCCGCAGGGGGAGGUUGUGGUGGAGGGGCUGUUGCGGGAGCCGUGGAAGAAGAACAUGUUCACGCCCGACAAUCGGCCGGAUAUCAACGAAUUCUACUUUCCUGAUGUCAAGGAGAUGGCUGCGUUGGGGGGCAGCCAGGCCGUGUGGGUUGAGCAGACCAUGGAGCCCGACUUGAUGCAGGCUAUGGAGUACACAGCCAAGGGCGUCCCUAUUGGAAGACCAGCUGAGGUCAACCUGCGGAAUAACCAUGCCCAGUACAUCUUCACAUGGUAUGGUCUUGCAGCGGCAACGUCGAUAAUGUUCUACAUGGUGGUCAAGAAGCCGCCUACCGAUAUCUCGCGUCGCGUGCGCCUGAACAAGAAUUGGUAA
This is a messenger RNA of Anthostomella pinea, 1032 nucleotides long. The record is from the annotation of a GenBank genome assembly. NCBI's taxonomy places the organism in Eukaryota, Fungi, Ascomycota, Sordariomycetes, Xylariales, Xylariaceae.